Molecule: messenger RNA, 1220 nt
Organism: Aplysia californica (California sea hare)
Lineage: Eukaryota; Metazoa; Mollusca; Gastropoda; Aplysiida; Aplysiidae
Product: putative anthocyanidin reductase
Molecular function (GO): oxidoreductase activity, acting on the CH-OH group of donors, NAD or NADP as acceptor
Source: RefSeq, a predicted model, not a curated record
AACCGAACAACUCGAAACAGCUAGAUCUAGAGGUCUAGGUGUCGACAUCAAAAAUAUAAAAACGUGUUGUUUGCAGGAAAUCCGGAUCUGUCUAGGCUAUUAUCUAACCCCCUUUUUUAAGCAAACACCUGACUCAGCGAUUUUAUCACGUGCAGGAGAGAUUGCUAUGACGAUAGCUUUCACUCGUUAGCCUACAAAACCACCAACAAUAACAGAAGCGGAUUGAAUAGAAACUGAAACUGCACACACACACACACACACACACUGCACACACAGGAGAGUGGAGAGGUUCGUUCACCCAUGGGUACACCAGAGUAGAGUCAGAGAGGCCUCACUGAUAACACGGAAUGUUGUGGUAGGAAGUAGAAACAGAGAGGGUUCACAGUACAGUAACAAUCUAGAUUUCUAGUUCUUCAUCUCUCGAUCCAGUUCGCGGGAGUGUUCUAGAUAUAUCUAGAUCUAGAUCUAGUAAUAGUUUUACUUUUUGCUGUGGUAUUGUGCCGGUGAGACAGGGAACGUGAAAGUUCAGAUCCUGCUGUGCUGAGGUGUGGUGGCCUUGUGUGCGUGUGUGCUGCUGCUGUGUAAAAAGCUUCUGUGUUGAGUUGACCCAGAAAAGCCUCUUGCCUGCCACUGCCACACUUGCCUGCCAAUCCUGCCUGCCACACACACAUUUGCGGUGUCAAAGAGUAGCCACAGAAAGGCCAUCGACCGAUCCGAAGACGAAGCAAGUCAUGGGAGAUGAGCAAAGGGGAGGCAACACUACUCCUUUUGACGAGUCCACCUGGGCUGACCCUAACGCCCCGAACACUUCCUUCUACGGCAAAAGCAAGAUACACGCAGAGAGGGCGGCUUGGGACUUUGUGAAAGACUUACAAGGUAACCGACACAUUCUGAGCAGUGGCUCCAUGUGGUACAAUGAAAUAGCUGAGGUCUUAGACAAGGAGUUCCGCAGUCAAGGUUACAACGUGCCAACCACAGUUCUACCAGGCUUUCUCGUGUCUGUUGUUGGAUUCUUCGAUAAAGCUGUCAAGAUAGCGAAAGAUUUUGCCAGUAAAGAGACGUUAUUGGAUACUGGAAGGAUGAGAAAUGUGCUGGGCAUCAAGCCAAUUCCCAUUGAGCAGACACUGAUUGACAUGGGCUACAGUUUGAUCGAGAACGGCUUUGUGCCGAAGACGGACAAAUACAGGGGCCCCCAGCAGAGUAACCCGCCAUCGAUUUGA